Molecule: messenger RNA, 987 nt
Organism: Tigriopus californicus
Lineage: Eukaryota; Metazoa; Arthropoda; Copepoda; Harpacticoida; Harpacticidae
Product: xylosyl- and glucuronyltransferase LARGE1-like
Exons: 4
Coding region: 100-852 (250 amino acids)
Biological process (GO): protein O-linked glycosylation via mannose
Molecular function (GO): xylosyltransferase activity; glucuronosyltransferase activity
Source: RefSeq, a predicted model, not a curated record
AUAAUCAUGUGAUUUCUUUCCAGAACUCAUAUAUACUACCUAGACUACGUACCCCCCCUCCUCAAGGACAAUGAUGUGACGUUGGUGGCUCAAUUGUCCAUGGAUCGGCUCCAUAUAGUUCAAAGUCUUUGCCAACAUUGGUCGGGGCCCAUCAGUCUAAGCUUGUACCUGUCAGACGCCGAAUCUCACCAAUUGGCCGAUUUUGUGCAUAAUUCAGAGAUCCUCCGAGCUCGGACCAAUGUUGGAUAUCACGUGGUCUUCAAAGAAGGGAACUUGUAUCCAGUCAAUUUUUUGCGGAACGUGGCUUUGGACCAUGCCAAUACUCCGUUUGUGUUUCUCAGUGAUAUCGAUUUCCUUCCGGGUGCGAAUGUUUAUGAUACCCUCCUAGUCAGUACUCAAAAGUACUUCAUACAAGCCCAGAGUGAUCUCAAGCCCCGAGCUCUGGUGGUUCCGGCCUUUGAAACCUUGCGUUACCGAUUGGACCAAUUUCCCAGGACCAAGGCAGAGGUCUUGGAUCUUUGGAUUUUGGGCACUCUCUUGACCUUCAGGUACCACGUGUGGACCCUGGGCCACAAGGCCACCAACUUUGGCAAAUGGAGAACGGCCACCAAGCCGUUUCAGGUCGAGUGGGAGCCGCAUUUCGAACCUUACAUUGUUGUGCCAAAAAAUGUGACUCGUUACGACCAACGCUUCGUUGGUUUUGGUUGGAACAAGGUGUCCCAUAUCGUGGAACUACAUGCUCAAAACUUCCAGUUCAUUGUUCUACCCAAUGUCUUCAUUAUUCAUAUGCCCCAUGCCCCAGUUUGGACAUUGCCAGAUUCCGAAGCUCGGAGCAAUUCAGACAGUGUUUAAAGAUAAUCAAGAAAAAUUUCAUGGAUGAUUUGAAUUUCAAGUACUCCACAAAUCUCCGAAUUCCCUAAGUAUCUAGGAUUAACAAACUAAACUGACAUGACGUACUAAUUUCCUCAAUAAAUCGUUAUCAUGAAA